UACGACGCCCCUGUCCUCCGUGUUUGGUGAGUUUUUGGUUCGUGAAAUCCCUCUCUGAGUGGAUGUCUUACCUCAACGUUUCGAACAAACGAUCUAUGCUGUAGUCUCUAACAAAGCUACACAGGAUAAAGGCUACCACGUGACCAACAAAACAGUGAUGACCUCCCCUGCCAGCUAGCUAACACGGGGAGAAUUAAUGCUAACAGUUUUCCAAUAAAUCAGCUGACUACAGUUCAUACAAUGGAUCAGACCAAACAAGAAGAGGACUAUGGGUACGACUUAUUCCCGGAGAGGACCAAGGGGAAGUAUAAGAAGGGAUCCAUCGGGGAGAGCCUGUUCACUUUCAACCACAAGUGUCAGGUCAUGCUGCAGUUUGCAAUGGAAACCAGUCCUUAUGCCAAACUUCUCCUCAGUGCCAUGAAGAGCUCAGGAUGCAAAGUGUACAAAGACCGACAUUUCUCCUGUGAAGACUGUGACGGGACGGUCAGCGGUGGAUUUGAUGCAGCUUCCUCUCAAAUUGUUUUGUGUCAGAACAACAUCCACCAGCAGUCCCACAUGAACCGAGUGGUCACACAUGAGCUGAUUCAUGCCUUUGACCACUGCAGGGCUCACGUGGACUGGUUCAACAACUACAGACAUCUGGCUUGUUCAGAGAUCCGGGCAGCUAACCUCAGUGAAGACUGCGCCUUUAAGAAUGAAGCCGCAAGAUUUAACUUUGGCUUGAAGCAGCAUCAUCAGGAAUGUGUCAGAGGGCGAGCCCUCCGCUCCAUACUAGCUGUGAGGAACAUUAGCCGAAAAGAGGCGGAGAAAAUUGUAGAUGACGUCUUCGACACGUGUUUCAACGACCACGCGCCGUUCGGACGAGUCCCGCACGGACAGAAGGAUGCCCGGUUUGCCAGCAGAGAUUACGAGAACAGAGAUCGAUACCACGCCAACCUCUAGUGUCCUCUCCUUCAGAUUUAACUCCCAAGGGUGCUGUGACUUUCAGUGAAGUUGACGAGAAUCGAGCAUCGGAGUAGCCUUGGUCAGCAUUAACACUUCCAACAGAAUGACAAUGUGAUGAAAAAGAUCAAAUCCCUUCAGAAGGGAUUUCCAGAGGGGCGUUUGUCCUUGGAGCCAGAAAAGAAAGAAAGGAAAGAGUUGGAGUUAAUUUCAUUUUCUACGUUUUGGACGCUGAAAGUAUUUGAUGAGGCCCUGUGAUUUAUCUGUCAUUUGUUUUAAGGUGAUCUAAAGGUGCUUUAAGGAAAUAGCAGGAUUUCCUUUGAUUGUCCACUCUUCAUCUUGUUGCCACAAUGACCUCCAAUUUCUUGUAAAUAGAGCUGAUUGUGCUUAAAUUAAACCGAAUUAACUUGUCUUUGAAUUAAAGUUUGAUUCCUCUAAAGAA
Messenger RNA from Notolabrus celidotus (New Zealand spotty), 1384 nucleotides. RefSeq names its product ATP23 metallopeptidase and ATP synthase assembly factor homolog (gene atp23). The record is from RefSeq and is a predicted model, not a curated record. Gene Ontology annotation, cellular component: extrinsic component of mitochondrial inner membrane. Lineage: Eukaryota; Metazoa; Chordata; Actinopteri; Labriformes; Labridae. Gene Ontology annotation, biological process: mitochondrial protein processing; mitochondrial proton-transporting ATP synthase complex assembly. The transcript is spliced from 7 exons. Gene Ontology annotation, molecular function: metalloendopeptidase activity. Bases 241 to 942 code for a protein of 233 amino acids.